GAACGCACUUACUCCACUACCGGGGAUAUCACUUACUAUGAUGUCGGUCUUGGUGCUUGUGGAUAUGAUGAUUCUGCGGAGAAUGACACGGGUUUGUUCGCUGCUAUGUCUGAAGAGUUCUGGAGCAGCAUCAGCACGCUCACCAAUGCCGGCUCUAGCCUGCCUAGCCACCCUCUUUGUAACAAGAAGGUCACACUCUCUGCCCCGGAUGGCACUGAAGUGGUUGUCACUGUGCGCGAGAAGUGCCCCGGCUGCGCCAUGGAGGCCAUAGAUGUCAGCAAAGCUGCAUUUAAGGCUCUUUUUGGUAACCUAGAUAUUGGCCGAACUAAGGUUAGCUGGAGUGUGAGCUGGUAA
Messenger RNA from Microdochium trichocladiopsis, 354 nucleotides. Its product is annotated as RlpA-like double-psi beta-barrel-protein domain-containing protein-containing protein. The annotation marks the transcript as partial. NCBI's taxonomy places the organism in Eukaryota, Fungi, Ascomycota, Sordariomycetes, Xylariales, Microdochiaceae. The transcript has a single exon. The record is from RefSeq and is a predicted model, not a curated record.